UUUUAACCAAAAUGAAUCCACUUUCACAGUUGAAUAUAAUCAAUUAAUCAUAUGAUACAUGUGUAACUGUGUGUAGUAAUAAAUAUAUAACUUGAAGAAAAAAAAACAUGUGCGUAUACUAAUACUCUCAAAAAACAUACAUGCACUUGAACUUUUGAGUCUUUGUCUUAUUUUUUAAGUCAGUGUUUCAAUGCUUUUCUGUAUAAUAUAUGGUUGCAUUAUGUGAAAGCUAAUCACAGCAUUAGAUACUAAUACUAUUCUCACUAUGUUAAUGGAUAUAAUUGUUAGUUAUGUUGAUUUACAUAAAGAUGAUUGAACACAGAUAUUUUAUUUUUGAAGAUAGAAACAAAAAAAGCAUGGUAGUUAGCAUAGUGAGAAAGAGAUUCUGCAUAGAAGAAGCUUCUUGAUUUUCUACUAGUUGAUCAUGCAUUAUAUAAGUGCAUGUUUUGGUGAUUAAACUUUGUGUGUGGAAAGCUUUUGAGGAACACUGAGAGGAAAAACAUGGGAAAUAAGAUGGUAACAUACAACAAGUACAAAAGAGUCUUGUUCUUUAUCAAAAAGUAUAAGGUGACUGAGCUGGUUCCACCUGAAGACCUCAGGGAGAUUUUUUCUGAGUUUGCCGGAGGUGGAUCAUACAUGUCAACCGAGCAAUUACACCGGUUUCUUGUGGAGCAUCAAGGCGAGGAGAAUUUCACGUUAUUGGAUACGGAGAAAAUUGUUGAUAAGAUUUUGCAGCUGAGAAGGACACAACAGGAAACGGUUCAUGUUGAUCAACAUAGAGAAAGGAAAAUCGCCCUUGAUGAUAUCUUCCGGUUUUUGUUCCUAGAUGAUUUCAAUGGUCCUUCCAAAACUGAGGUAAAUCAUGAUAUGAGUGCUCCAUUGUCACAUUAUUUCAUAUAUACAGGACACAAUUCCUUCCUUACUGGAAAUCAACUAAGCAGUGAUUGCAGUGAAGAACCAAUCAUAAAGGCGCUGCAACAAGGCGUGCGUGUUAUAGAACUCGAUUUAUGGCCAACUUCUAGUAAAGAAGAUAUUAAAGUUGAUCAUGGAUGGACACUUACAAAUCCUGUAUCACCUAUCAAAUGUUUGGAGUCUAUAAAGAAAUAUGGUUUUGUUGCAUCUCAAUAUCCAGUGAUCAUAACUAUAGAAGAUCAUCUUACAGAAGAACUUCGAGCGAAAUUUGCAGAAAUGGCAACUCAAAUAUUUGGAGAAAUGCUUUAUUAUCCUCAACCAGCAGAAUGUUUAACUUUAACAGAAUUUCCUUCACCGGAAUCAUUGAAAAAUAGAGUUAUUAUAUCAACAAAACCUCCGAAAGAACAUUUUAAGUCCAACCGGAUCAAGGACAACGGCAACUAUCAUGCUCUAGAUGGAAUUAGUGAAUCAUCAGAAGAAGAAUCAUCGGGAAAGGAAUCGCCAGAUUCUACAGUUGAAGUGGAGAUUAAUAGUGCGAAUGGAAGUGAUAGCGAUGAGGGAGACGCAGGUAAAUAUGGAUGUCAUCGAAGAUUAUUUCAAGAGUGUUCACCGGAUUACAAAAGUAUAAUAACAAUCCAAAAUAAGAAACUUAAGGGUAGCUUGAAAGAUAAAUUGAAAACUGACGGUGAACUUAGACGCUUAAGUUGGAGCGAAACAACCUUAGAAAAGGCUUCAGAAUCUCAUGGAACAGACAUCAUUAGAUUCACACAAAAAAAUAUACUCAGGGUGUACCCUAGGGCGACACGCGUCAAAUCCACAAAUUUCAAGCCACAUCUUGGGUGGAUGUAUGGAGCUCAGAUGGUUGCAUUCAAUAUGCAGGGGUUAGGAAAAUCACUCUGGUUGAUGCAAGGAAUGUUCAGAGCAAAUGGAGGAUGUGGUUAUGUAAAAAAGCCUGAAAUUCUAAUGCAGAAACUUCAAUGUGACAAUGAGUUUGAUCCUACAAGGAUUAUGCCAGUGAAGAAGACAUUAAAGGUAAAAAUUUACAUGGGACAUGGUUGGAGCUUAGAUUUUAGUCCCACACACUUUGAUAUGUUCUCUCCCCCAGACUUUUACACAAAGAUUGGUAUUGUUGGUAUCCCUGCUGACAUUGCAAGGAAGAAAACAAAAGUAAUAAUGGACAAUUGGUUUCCUGUGUGGAAUGAAGAAUUUGAAUUCCCUUUGACUGUUCCAGAGCUUGCUUUACUUCAGAUACAAGUAAGAGACAAAGAUCAAGGAGGAAAAGAUGACUUUGCUGGACAAACAUGUUUGCCAGUUUCAGAGAUAAAACUUGGAUUUAGAUCAAUCCCUUUAUAUAAUGAAAAGGGUGAACAAUUUAAAUCUGUUAAGUUGUUAAUGAGGUUUCAAUUUGAAUGAAUUGUAGAUGUAAUGUAAUUAAUUCAUCUGGGAUAUAAAUCCUCCUUCUUUGUAAUGGUUAA
Molecule: messenger RNA, 2387 nt
Organism: Medicago truncatula (barrel medic)
Lineage: Eukaryota; Viridiplantae; Streptophyta; Magnoliopsida; Fabales; Fabaceae
Product: phosphoinositide phospholipase C 6
Exons: 9
Coding region: 502-2325 (607 amino acids)
Biological process (GO): phosphatidylinositol-mediated signaling; lipid metabolic process; release of sequestered calcium ion into cytosol
Cellular component (GO): plasma membrane
Molecular function (GO): phosphatidylinositol-4,5-bisphosphate phospholipase C activity
Source: RefSeq, a predicted model, not a curated record